Messenger RNA from Telopea speciosissima, 1893 nucleotides. Its product is annotated as putative disease resistance RPP13-like protein 1. Gene Ontology annotation, biological process: defense response to other organism. NCBI's taxonomy places the organism in Eukaryota, Viridiplantae, Streptophyta, Magnoliopsida, Proteales, Proteaceae. The coding region runs from base 1 to 1893 and encodes 630 amino acids. The record is from RefSeq and is a predicted model, not a curated record. The transcript has 4 exons. Gene Ontology annotation, molecular function: ADP binding.
AUGUUUCACCUCCGUCUGCAACCUCCGGCGAAGGUGACGAAGGCGAACCAUGCUAUGCAACUUCAGGCAAAGGCGAACCUCCGUCUCCACUCUCCUGUCUUCACUCCUCCCGAAAGCCAAGGUUUCCUUCGUCAAUCACAGCCACCUCCGGCGGAGUCUCCUUGGUUUUCAUCCUUCGGUGAAGGCGUUUCACCUUCGUCGGCAACCUCAGGCGAAGGUGAAACCAGGGUUUUGCAACCUCUCAGGGAGAAGAGUGAGCUAGGUGCGCUCUCAGAUGUUCUCGGGAAAAUUCAAAAAUUGCUCAAGUUCGCAGAGCAAGCUCAAGUAAGGAAUAUCUUGGUGAAAGACUGCCUUAGGAAUCUCAGAGAAGUUGCUUACCGAGCUGAGGACAUAUUGGAUGAGUUCAUCUAUGAAGCUUGUUACGAAAAAGAUGAAAGAUAUGGAGGUGGAAAGGUACGUUUGCACUUCCCCUCUAACUUAAAAUCAGAUGGUCUUUUACGUAAGCAUGAAAUCGUGCCUCUUAUAAAUGAUGAACUCGUAAAGAAACUAGAAGAGAUUGAGAAGGAACUUAAACAUUACUAUCUCAGUGAGUCAUCAGGAAAUCAGAAAUCACAGCAUGGUGGUGGUGUAAUUGAUGAAAUAUUAGAUAGUAGGCCAAAGAGUGAUUCUCUAGUUGAUGAAUCUCUUACUUUGGGGAGGAAGGAAGAUGUAGAAGCAAUAAAAAACGAGUUGUUGUCAUCAAAUCCAAAUGAAAACCAAAAACAGGUUUCUGUUAUUGCCAUUGUUGGAUUAGGGGAGUCGUUGAAUGGGAGAAAUCCUGACUUGAGAAACCUAGACCCACUUAAAUGUGCGUUGAGAAAAGAAAUAAGGGGGAAGCGAGUUUUAAUCAUCUUAGAUGAUGUUUGGACUGAAAAGAAGAGGGAUUGGGAACCUCUGAGAGUUGCACUCAUGGAGGCAGGGGAAGGAAGUAGAAUAAUUGUAACAAGUCGAAGUAAAAGAAUUUCAUCAAUGAUGCACCCCAUGUAUACACAUGAUCUUCAAGUUUUAUCAGAUGAAGAGUGUUGGUCAAUAAUGGAAAGGCACAUAUCUUUAAAUUAUGGUUCUAUUGCUCCCAGCCUGAAAGAAGUGGGUAGGAAGAUUGCGGAGAAGUGCAAAGGAUUGCCCUUGGCAGCAAGUACGGUUGAAGGCCUUUUAAGCUCAUCUUCUAGUUCAGAUUUAAACCAUUGGGAAGAAGUCUUGAAUAGUUCCAUGUGGGACUUAGAAGAAGAGAGCAAAGAUUUACCAGCUGCACUAAGUCUAAGCUAUUAUUUUCUUCCCACACAUUUGAAGCAGUGUUUUGCUUAUUGCUCUGUAUUUCCUAAAGAUUAUGUAUUCAAGAAGGAACGUCUCAUCAAACUGUGGAGGGCAGAAGGUUUUAUUAGAACAGACAAAGCAGGUGGCCAGUAUUUUGAUGAAUUAUUGCAGAGAUCUUUCUUUCAGUACUACAAUGGAUUUGUGAUGCAUGACCUUGUACAUGAUUUAGCAGAAGCAAUUUCAGGAGAUGUGUAUGGUGGAUUUGACUGCCGAAAAUCGAGCCAUAGCUCCAAAUUAGAGACCCGUUAUUCGUCAAUGUGUUGUCUAAAUUCCAUAAACAAGGACGACAAAGAUCUUCUUGAUCACAAGAAGAGGUUAUCCACAUGGAUAUGCCUACCUCGUUAUAAUUGCUUUGGUGGGUACCAUAUUGAAUCUUUUGGAGGACUGAGAUACUUACGUGUCUUAGAUUUGUCUGAUUCUGGAAUUAAAAUGCUUCCGGACGAUAUUGGCGGUUUGAAAUACCUGCACUAUAUUAACCUCUUAUUUGCUCAAAACAUAGAACGAUUACCGGAGUCAUUGUGCGAUCUUUUCAAUCUAUAG